Molecule: messenger RNA, 3148 nt
Organism: Juglans microcarpa x Juglans regia
Lineage: Eukaryota; Viridiplantae; Streptophyta; Magnoliopsida; Fagales; Juglandaceae
Product: ubiquitin carboxyl-terminal hydrolase 23-like
Exons: 10
Coding region: 168-2891 (907 amino acids)
Biological process (GO): protein deubiquitination
Cellular component (GO): cytosol; nucleus
Molecular function (GO): cysteine-type endopeptidase activity; cysteine-type deubiquitinase activity
Source: RefSeq, a predicted model, not a curated record
UCUCUUUCUCUUUCGCAGAAGCCGAAAAGCCUCUGCUUUCUCAAAACUUUCCCCCAGAACCCCCUAUAGAACAAACAAUCGGUAGUGUUUUUGAGCCGAAUGCAUAUACGUAUAGAAGGAAAAACCUGUAAAACUCAAUAGCUUUUAAAUCCAGUUCAGAGGUUGUAAUGCCUGACAGCUUAGGAACUAGUAUGGGAUCCGAAAUCCAAUCGGAUCCUCCAUGUGCCUCGGCGAAUGGAUCCCCGGCUUUGUUUCACAGGAGAAUAGAGUUUCACCCGGCGAGGAAGCCCUUUAAGGGAUUCGGUAAUGGCGGCGGUGGUGGCGAUUUCAAGCUUGAGACUCUGAACCCCGGCGGCGGCUCGGACCAACGGCGAUUGGGGUCUAACACGGGUCAAUCAGGUUUGGCUGGGAAGAAAGGAGAUGGGUCCGAGUUUUUGGAGCAUGGGUUGGAUCCAGAGCUCAGCUUCGGGAUUACCGUUCGGAGAAUUGGUGCUGGCCUGCAAAAUCUUGGAAAUACUUGCUUCCUCAAUUCAGUGUUGCAGUGUCUAACGUACACAGAGCCUUUAGCAGCAUACCUGCAGAGUAGCAAGCAUCAAAAUUCUUGUCAUAUUGCUGGAUUUUGUGUUUUAUGCGCCAUCCAAAAGCAUGUCAGCUGUGCUCUACAAUCAACUGGGAGAGUAUUAGCACCUAGUGAUUUUGUCAGGAACUUGCAAUGCAUAUCACGGAAUUUCCGGAAAGCUAGACAAGAGGAUGCACAUGAGUACAUGGUAAAUUUGCUGGAAUCAAUGCAUAAAUGUUGCUUACCUUCUGGAGUGCCUGGUGAAUCCCCUAGUGCUUAUGAGAAAAGUUUGGUGCACAAGAUAUUCGGAGGUCGCCUUAGGAGUCAGGUUAAAUGCUUGCAAUGUUCUUAUUGCUCCAAUACGUUUGAUCCAUUCUUAGAUUUAAGUCUUGAAAUAGUCAAGGCAGAUUCCUUGCAUAAAGCACUUGCAAACUUCACUGCUGCAGAGCAGUUAGACGGAGGAGAAAGGCAAUAUCAGUGUCAACGAUGCAAGCAGAAAGUUAGGGCUCUCAAACAGCUUACGGUCCACAAGGCACCAUAUGUCCUAACUGUUCACUUGAAGCGGUUUCAUGCUCAUGAUCCUGGGCAAAAGAUUAAAAAGAAAGUUCAUUUUGGUUGUACAUUAGAUUUGAAACCCUUUGUCAGUGGUUCCUAUGAUGGAGAUCUGAGGUAUACUCUUUAUGGUGUUUUGGUCCAUGAUGGUUGGAACACCCAUUAUGGACAUUAUUCUUGCUAUGUUCGCACUUCAAAUGGCAUUUGGUACUAUCUCAACGACAAUCAGGUUGCCCCAGCCAGUGAGAAGAGAGUUCUAGAACAGCAAGCUUACAUGCUGUUUUAUGUUCGUGACAGAAGAAAUAUUAUUCCGAGGAAAAUCCCCACUGAUGUUGCUCAUAAAGAGAAUUUGAAAGGAAACACUAAUGGAAAUAGAACAUCUUCCAGUUUCAACCAAGGCUUAAAGGAGAUAGUUAAGAAUGGUCCAGUUGAGAAUCGGUUAAGUGGUGCAACCUCUGCUACUGCUGUUUCUCGGAAUGAUGUGUUAAAUGUUGGUCCACAUAGGACACCCCUUACUAAGGAAGAAUUAGUACAAAAAAAUAAUUGCCUGAUAAUUACCCAAUGCUCAGUGCUGGAAAAGGUUUCUGUACUAGAACCUGUCUUAAAGUUGCCAUUAUCAAACACUCCACAGGAAACACUUCCUGUUACUGACCCAAACUCAGUAUCAGCUCCAUCUGGUGAUGGUGGGGCUCCUGAUAUUGAAAAGACAGCUAAAGGCAUUAUUAAUGAUCAUAAAGAGCAUGGAGAUUCAAGGAAAGAUAUGAGAGUCUCGGUUGCAACAUCACCUACCUUCAGUGAUCCCCAAAGCUCUUCUACUGCCAAACUUGUCAGAGAGGAGACCUCUCAGAAGGUUGGGAAUACAUCCGGCACUGUUGGCAAUUCACUGGUUGAGAAUGCUGGUGUUCCGGUUCAAAAAAUAGCGCUUGAUGGGUCAGUGAAAUUGUGCUCAUCAUUGAAGAGAAAUGGAUCACAGAAACAAGCUUGUAAUUGCAAACAUCACAGAAAACUGAAAAAGAAGCUAGUGAAAUGCCGGGCGGCGAGCAUGCAGCUUAAUUCACACUUCCUUUUCCAGGCAUCGUUGAGUUUGUGGAAGAAGAAAAAGCACAAAAGAAACAAAAAACACACUGUAGAUGUGAAGAAUAUUAACAGAGAAAACUUGUUUGACAUGGAUUGUAUCUCAACUGAUCUGGGGCCGUCUACAUCUGAGAUUACCAGGAAAAUUACCUCAAGUUUAGCUCAACCUCUGAGAAAAGGGAUCAAGUCUGGUUCAAAAGAGGGAGCUAGUAAUGCUGCUGCCAAGGAUUUAAUGAAGAUGGAAGAUAUAAUAAAUGAUGAAUUUAGACAAAGAAUCGAUCAGAGUGGAACUGUGCUUGCCACUGAUAAGCAAUUGGAGAAGUGCUCUGGCUCUAGCUUGGAAGCAGAUCAGUGGGAAGCAGGACGAUUAGAUGGUCCAAAAGAAGGAAAAAGAAAAGUAAUGCAAAAUGGUUUGAUGAGUAUGCUCACCCGAGGUCUGGAGGAGACAGUUGUUGCUCAGUGGGAUGGGAUAGAGUUGCCUACAUCUCAAUCUGCAGCAUCAAAUGGCAUGGGUAAAAUCAGCAUCGGCUACAUACCAGAUGAAUGGGAUGAAGAAUAUGACAGGGGAAAGAGAAAGAAGGUUAGGCAGUUUAAGCAUACUUUUGGUGGACCAAAUCCUUUUCAAGAAAUCGCCACCAAGAAAACACAAACGAACAAGGCUAAAGUGAACCGAUCUAGCUCAGGAAAUCAGCCAUUCAGGAUAUGAAGAAACUAGAUUGAUAUCAGUGAAGUGUAAGCCUGACUCAUUUGUUUGCCUGGAGCAAUUGGUGUAUUGUUUAAGCAGAAAUUUUAAGGAGAGUGCUAGAGCUGAUCUUAUCCUUUCCGGGAAUUGUUUGUUAGGGAGGGAGAUUUGGGGGGAUUUUUUGUAUUGGACUUAUUCCUCUCGGAACAUUUCUCAUGUUGGAAGACUUUAUUAUCUGAACAGGUUUUAUGUUCGAGAAAUGAUCAAGUUCUUUUUGCUAA